GAGAAAGAAGAAAGAGGAUCAGAAUCGGCAUAGCAGUAGCAUGGCAAGCCCAGGUCUGUACCGCAGAGCCCUGCCUUCUCCCCCUGCAGUCGACUUUGCUUCGCCGGAGGGCAAGAAGAUUUUCGUGGAAGCUCUGGGGCAAGGAACCAUGGAAGGCUUCUUCAAGUUGAUAUCAAACUAUAAGACACAAUCAGAACCUGCCUACUGUGCUCUCGCUACUCUCUCUGUUGUCCUCAAUGCUCUUGCCAUUGACCCUGGCAGAAAAUGGAAAGGCCCUUGGAGAUGGUUUGAUGAUUCCAUGUUGGAUUGCUGUGAACCUUUGGAGAAAAUUAAAGCAGAAGGCCUAACGUUUGGAAAACUUGCAUGCUUGGCUCGAUGUAAUGGAGCUAAAGUGGAAGCCUUUCGUGCCAAUGGGAGUUCAGUCCAUGAUUUUCGUAACCGUGUGAUUGCCUGUUGUUCUUCUGAGGAUUGUCAUGUGAUUGUGUCUUACCACAGGGCACCACUCAAUCAGACUGGAAUUGGCCAUUUUUCACCAAUUGGAGGAUAUCAUGCUGAAAGGGAUAUGGUCCUCGUGUUGGAUGUGGCUCGUUUCAAAUAUCCUCCUCACUGGGUUCCCCUUAACCUUCUCUGGGAUGCCGUAAGUACCAUUGAUCAAGCCACUGGUCUUUACAGGGGGUAUAUGAUUAUUUCAAAGCUUAACAGGGCACCAUCUGUACUGUAUACUGUGAGUUGCAGACACGAAGGUUGGAACAGUGUUGCCAAAUUUCUAACUGAAGAUGUUCAACAACUCCUAAAGUCAGAGGAUCUAAAAGACAUUCAGGAAGUACUCUCUGUUGUGUUUAAAUCUCCUCCUGGUGAAUUGAGAGAGUUAAUCACAUGGAUUGCUGAAGUUCGCAGACAAGAAGAUGGGACUCUCACACUGAGUGAGGAUGAGAGAGGAAGGCUAGCUAUCAAGGCAGAUAUACUGGAACAGAUUCGGACAACUGCACUCUUCAAACAUGUGACCAGGUGGUUGGAUUCUGAAAGUACAUGUUGUAAUACUUUUGUGAAGCUCAGUGACAAAGAAAUGUUACCAGCACUUGCUGCAGACGUUUGUUGCCAAGGGGCAGAUCUUUUGACUGGUUGUGGUAGGCUAGCUUUGUCAAGUGGAAAAUGCUGUUCUCAAAUAGAUGUAAAACAACUGAAUGUUGAUACAGAAAAUCCAGUAACAAUAGCUUCUGGAACUGUUGCAACUGGUGGUGGUAGUGUACAAGAAGUUGAUGUGUUGGUCCCUUUGUGUCAAAGGGUGCCAAGUAGGUUUUGUCUUUCAAAUGAAGGUCACUGCAUUGGAAUGCACCCGUCUACUGCAGAUGUCUUAACGGUGCUUUUACUGGCCUUGCCAUUGCAUACAUGGUCAGGCAUUAAAGAAGAAAAACUGCAAGUGGAAGUUACAAGCCUUCUAAUAACUGAAGAUCUCCCUCCCUUACUUCAGGAAGAGGUUUCGUUCUUGCGAGAGCAACUCCAUUUUCUCAUGACUGACAUUGGUGAUCCUUCUCACUGAUGAUACUCUUGAUUUUGACUUAUGUAACGUGUUCCUACGACGCAAUGACAUUAAAUAGAUUUAGCAUCAGUUAUGUCAUUGAAAUCAAAGCAGCAUGUGCAUUGCUUUGGUGCCAUGUUGAACAGAUCAGAAACCAGGUAUAGUCUCACCUUGAGCAAUAAUUAUGGACUAUACAAAGUAAUUGUGUACAUAUGGAAAGAAUAACAUGCAGAUUUGCAUAAUUCAUCGUUGGAAGAUGAGGAUAAUCAAUGGAAUGUACUAAAAGGAUUAAAGAGCCUGGCUAUCCUUGGCCUUUUAUCUGAUACUAAGUGUAUAAUGUUCUUCUAUGAUGUUUCUCAUUUGAAUAAUUAAUCAGGAGAUGUUAACAUAAUAAAAAAUUAUCUGCUUGGUU
Abrus precatorius (Indian licorice) is the source of this 1931-nucleotide messenger RNA. Its product is annotated as glutathione gamma-glutamylcysteinyltransferase 3-like. The coding region runs from base 41 to 1540 and encodes 499 amino acids. NCBI's taxonomy places the organism in Eukaryota, Viridiplantae, Streptophyta, Magnoliopsida, Fabales, Fabaceae. The transcript has 8 exons. Gene Ontology annotation, biological process: phytochelatin biosynthetic process; detoxification of copper ion; response to metal ion. The record is from RefSeq and is a predicted model, not a curated record. Gene Ontology annotation, molecular function: glutathione gamma-glutamylcysteinyltransferase activity; metal ion binding.